AUGCAAAGCAGAUAUGAGAGAAAGUGCGAAAACAUUUAAUCCCAACAGAUUUAACACAAUGCACGAACAGUAAACACAUAAUGUUUGACACUAUUUAUGAGAAUGUGAAUUUGACUGUGAAUCUGAAUUGAAUGUGAAAGAAAAAUCAAUUGCCAAGUCAAAAUUCAUUUCCACAUGAAAAAUAUAUUUCAACAUUAUCAAGUAUUUCCAAAGCCGCAUUUUCUAUAUUAUAAACAUUUAUUGAUAACCCAAUAUUAUGUCAACAUUUGUCUCAUUUUGUUUCCAUUUUAACCCUUUGAUGCAUGUUUCCAAUUCCCAUCCCCACAAUUAUUAUAUUCUAGUUUAUAUUGGAGUUGACAGUGGACAACUCUCAAAAUAUAUCAUUUUGAUGAAUAAAUCAAAUCAAUAAAAAAAAAGCUUAAAAAAAGAAAUUCAAUAAAUACUAAUAAAGAAACAAUAAAACAUAUAAAUAAAUAAAUAAAACAAUGAAUAAAUAUUAUAAAAUGAAUAUAUAAUAUGUCCACUGCAAAGUUGACACGCACACAUCUUAUGCGAUAAUUCAUUUAUUCAAAAAGGGCAAUUCCAACUGUCUUUAAAACAAAAACCUUUUCAAUUGUCUAUUUUAGGCUUCCUAUAUCUUUUGAUCUGAUACUCAUGGACUGGUGUCAUGCAGAGGAAUCUGAUGACAGUGACGACAAUGAUAAUGAUGAUGAUGAUGAUGAUGUGUGUGUGUGUGUGUGUGUGUGUGUGUGUGUGUGUGUGUGUAUAAUUACGGAUGAAUGAAUGAGAUGAAUGACAGAAUAUCUGGAUAUCAUGCUGAUGCUGUGAAUUAUUAUGCAGCAUGGCUAGUACAUCAACAGAGGUCUUUCCGUUCAAGGACCAAGAGCUCCCUGCUCACCUCCUGUUUCAGUUGAACAUAUUGAGACAUGAGCAGAUCUUUACCGAUGUGAUCUUGUGCACUGAAGACAGGGAGAUCCCUUGCCACAGGAACGUCUUGGUUUCCAGCAGCCCAUACUUCCGAGCCAUGUUCUGCAGCAGCUUUCGGGAGAGCAGCCAGGCUAGAGUGGACCUGAAAGGGAUCACAUCGGACGUCAUUGAAUGUGUUGUGGAUUACAUCUAUACUGGUACCAUCACCAUCACCAUGGAGCUUGUGCUGCCCCUGAUGCAGGCGGCCUCCAUGCUGCAGUACGGGAGGCUCUUUGAGGCCUGCUCCACCUUCCUACAGGAACAGCUCAAUCCGGAAAACUGCCUGAGCAUGAUCCGGCUCUCAGAGAUCCUUCACUGUGAAAGCCUCAAGGAGAGAGCCAAAGAGAUGGCCGUGCGGUGUUUCUCGGAUGUAGCUGCUUCUGAGGACUUCUGCGAACUUUCCCUUCCUGAGCUAAUGUGUUACCUGGAGGACGACCGACUGUGCGCGGAGGAGGAGCAGGUUUUUGAGACGUUACUUGCUUGGAUCCACCAUGACCCCUUCUCCCGCCGAGGAGCAAUUCACGACCUCUUCAAGAAGGUCCGGUUGCGGUACAUCCAUCCGACGUACCUCUUCCAGUUUAUCGCCAAUGAUCCGCUCGUCCAGUCAUCUACGCUGUGCACUGAGAUCAUUGAGUCUGUGCGACGUCUGAUGUUUUCCGUAAGCGCCAAAUGCGCUCGAGAGCUGAAGCCUCUCUGGACCACACCGCGUCGCUACACGUGCCGGGAGACUCUGGUGGUGGUUGGAGGCCGCAAAAACAACGAACAGACGUCUCGGGAGGCACUUCUCUACGACGAAAGGACACAACGUUGGCAGUGGCUCGCUAAACUACCUUUGCGGCUCUACAAGGCGGCGUAUGUCUGUAUUCACAGCAUUCUGUACGUGGUGGGUGGCCUCAGUCUUAGUCUGGUAUCUGGAGACAGUGCGGUUAGUGCCACGGUGUACACCCUCUCAUUGAAGACAAACCAGUGGAGGACCGCCGAACCCAUGCUAGUGCCACGGUAUGCCCAUCAAUGCGUCUCCUACCUUCACUUUAUCUUCGCUCUUGGUGGAAUAGGGCCGAAUAAGCAGAUCUCAAAUACAGUAGAGCGCUACAACAGCAUGUUCAAUCAAUGGGAGGCCAUGGCGCCGAUGCCCACAGCAGUCCUACACCCUGCAGUGGCGGCCAACGACCAGAGGAUUUAUGUGUUUGGAGGCGAGGAUGCCUUGCAGAACCCAGUGAGGCUAAUACAGGUUUAUCACAUCUCCCGCAACUUGUGGUCUAGACUGGAAACCAGGACAGUGAAGAAUGUCUGCGCACCUGCUGCUGUGAUAGAAGACAAGAUUUACAUUGUUGGAGGAUACACAAGAAGAGUGAUUGCCUACGACACCAAAGCUAAUAAGUUUGUGAAGUGCGCGAACAUGAAGGAGAGAAGGAUGCACCAUGCGGCCACAGUCAUCAAUAACAAACUCUAUGUGACCGGAGGACGCUUCCUCAAUGCUCAUGAUGUCAUCGAGGACUCCGACUGCUUUGAGUGCUAUGACCCUAAAACAGACGUGUGGACUUCUAAAGGAUCUUUACCGUACAAACUAUUUGAUCACGGUUCACUAUCGCUGAUCUGCGUCUCCAACCGCCCCAACCACCCCAACCCACCAUGAUUGCUUAGAAGGUGCAACAUCUCUGCUUGGGCAUCCCGUUCGCUCCCCUGCUCAUUAAGGGAAAUGAAAAAUAUGGGGCCACAGCUGAGACUGGAAACCAUCUGAGGAAGGUUGCAUUCGUUUGUGGGUUGAGUAUAUCUCAGCUGUGGCUUUGAUGGUAUGCUGCUGGUGCUCGCCAGCAUCUGUGCCGUCUUAAAUCAAAAGAGAUUUGAGUUGGCAAUUGCAAGUGUCACAGUGGACCUCAGGGAGUGAGCCCAGGACCUCAGAGCAAAACGGCAGACUUAUGCAAUGCACGGCUGUCCCUACAGAACUGUGACCCAGAAAUCUUCAGACAGAUGUUUUUCAUCAGAACAGCUUGGGCAGCAAAAUUUUAGUCAAUAGUGCCUUGUUAGCCUGAAUUUAAUUGGAAUGCAGGAGAUGUGAUGAUCUUUUAAGCCAGUGUAAAAUCUACAAGCUUUAGGACAUGACUGUGAUGAAGUAAUUGGUGAAGUGAAGAGAACAUUCCCUCAGAGCUAUGGUGUGUGGUCAGAUCUAUGUAAUUAACAAAGGCCAAAAACAAACCUAAUGGAUCAUGAAAUGCUUGAUGUACCAUGUACGCUAAAAGUAUGUGGACACCUGCUUCUAAUUAACAGAGUUUACUGUUUCUGCUAAACACACUAUUAACAGAAGCAUAAAAUCAAGCAUACAGCUAUGCAAUCUGCUAAGACGAACAUUUUCAGUAUGGGGCCUGUGUCUGUUCCUGCAGGAUAAUGUGACAGUGACAGUUCCUUACCUGUUGUAAUGAAUCAACUAAAUUAAAAAAUAUGAUGUCAGUUUUAAUUAAUAA
Molecule: messenger RNA, 3428 nt
Organism: Ctenopharyngodon idella (grass carp)
Lineage: Eukaryota; Metazoa; Chordata; Actinopteri; Cypriniformes; Xenocyprididae
Gene: klhl38a
Product: kelch-like family member 38a
Exons: 4
Coding region: 842-2602 (586 amino acids)
Molecular function (GO): protein binding
Source: RefSeq, a predicted model, not a curated record